GUUUUGUUUCCGGGUCUCGCGCGCUUUUAGCAUGCGUGAGUUAGCAAGAGUCCAACAUAAGAAUAAUCGGUACACGUUUCUCUCUUCUCUGGCUGUCUGAUCGGUGGAAAUUGUCUCGAUAUUUAUCGAUCUUGUGGAUUUAUUUGGACCGCGGCUGUUGGCAGAGACCUUAGGAGAAAACCUCCUGUACGAGGACGAAGAGGAACACCUAAAAUAACCUCUGGACAUGAAUAUUACUCUUCAGAUGAAUUCACAGAGGGAAGGUAGGAUCUCAAUAUUGUGCUAAAAAAUAGAUAAUAACAAAAUGUUUGAGGUCUGAGCCUGUUAGCUGCGGUUUUCUGUAAAUUUAUCAGUGUUCUCUCUCUGUGGGAGCUGUAGUGACAAUAAAUUGACCUCCAUCUUAAAUUAUUCAUGAAAUCCACCAUGUAAUAUACAAUUACUUCAGUUAUUAUGACCAUCCAGUUUUGUUUUUUGGCCUUGCCCCUUCAUUUUAUAGAGAUUUCUCCAUAUCCUAUAAAUAUUUUAAUGAUAUUAUGUACUGUAAAUGAUGAAAAGCCUAAAUUCCUUGCAGUUUCACAUUGACCUGCUCAUGAAAUAAAGACAAAGAACCUCUUUUCAUCUUUCCUACAACAUUGAGGAAAGAUGAUAACCUUCAACAUUGAAGGUUUUCCUCUUCUGCACUAUUUUUAAUUAGUGCCUCAGUGAGGAACUUUUGGUUUGUGAAGUUAAGUUUUAAAAAAUAUACAUAUUCUGUAGAUAUCCACAGUAUAUUAUAUACUGUAGAUAUACUCUUCACGCCGACAGGAAGACCGACUGAUCAACCAAAUAAUAAUAAUAAGAAGAAAACAAAUAAUAUGUUAGGCAUCACUAUUCCAAGGUUAAUGUUAAGAUAAAUUCAGUCUCUUUUGGUGUCUCCUUGUGUUUCUUCAGUGUGUCCCACUGAUGUCCAGCAGCUCUCAGUGAUUAUCAAAGAAGAACCUCCUGAGCAGCAGGAGUGGAGCUCCAGUAUUGACCAGGAGGACACUAAGACCCCAUUAAAGCAGAUUAAAGAGGAACAAGAGGAACUUUGGAGCAGUCAGCGAGGAAUAGAAGAGGCUGAUACCUCUGAGUUACCGUUCACUGUUGUCCUUGUUAAAAGUGAAGAUGAUGAAGAGAAACCUCAGCCUUCAGAGCUUCAUCCAAGACAAACUGAACAGAUGGAAACAGAAACUAACAAUAAGUACUGUGAAGAACCGGAACAAACCAGGAACUCAGAUCUGGAACGGCCUUUACAAUCAGAAACAAAAGUCAAGACUAUGGACUCUUCUGAUCAUGAGACUGAAGUGGGUAGAGAAUAUCACCAAGGUUCAAAUUCCCCAGAAGACACUGAACAGAACAAAAACAAGAAGUAUAAGAAGUCAUCACAUCUCUGCUGUCAGUGCGGUAAAACCUUCAAGAGAAAUGGACAAUUAACCCAACACAUGAUAACUCACACCGAGGAGAAACCAUUCAGCUGCUCAGAGUGUGGAAAACGAUUCAACUCGAGUGGGAGCCUCAUCAAUCAUCGGCUAGUUCACAGUGAGGAGAAACCGUUUAGCUGCUCUGAGUGUGGGAAAAGAUUCAACCAUAAAAAGAAUAUGAUCACCCAUAUGGUAGUGCACACUGGAGAGAAACCCUUUAGCUGCCCUGAGUGUAAGACAAGAUUUACUCAGAAAGGAAGUCUGACCAAACACAUGUCAGUUCACAGUGGAAAUAAACCAUUUAGCUGCUCUGUGUGCGGUAAAAGCUUCACUGAUAAAGGAAAUCUAAAUAAACACAUUUCAGUCCAUAGAGGGGAGAAACAUUUCAGCUGCACAGUUUGUGGUCAAAGAUUUACCCAAAAAGUAACUCUGACAAAACAUAUAGUAGUUCAUACAGGAGAAAAGGCAUUUUGCUGCUCUCAAUGCGGCAAAAAAUUUGCCCAAAAAGCGAGUCUUGCCAAACACAUGACACUUCAUACGGGAGAGAGACCCUUCAAGUGUAUAUGUUGUGAGAAAAGCUUUUACUCUCAAGACAAUCUGGACCAGCAUAUGUUAGUUCACACAGGAGAGAAACCUUUCUGCUGCUCCGAGUGUGGUAAAAGAUUUGCCCAAAAAGUGAAUCUCACCACACACAUGACUGUUCACACCGGAGAGAAACCUUUCGGCUGCUCUGAGUGUGGAAAGAGUUUUACCCGGAAAGAAAGUCUUACCAAACACAUGACAGCUCACUCAGGAGAGAAACCGUUCGGCUGCUCUGAGUGUGGUAAAACAUUCACCCAAAAACUAAGUCUGACCCAACACAUGUCUGUUCACACUGAAGAGAAACCAUUCAGCUGCUCCCAGUGUGGCAAAGGUUUUACCCGAAAGGGGAGUGUCAUUAAACACAUGUUAAUUCACACGGGAGAGAAACCAUUCAGCUGCUCUGUUUGUGGUAAAAGAUUUACUCAAAAAGCAGAUAUGAGCAGACACAUGUCUGUUCACAGUGAGGAGAAACCCUUUAUAAUCCAGAGUACUGGAGCACAGUGAUGUAUAUUGUAAGGAUGCCUAGCCCAUGUUCACACUUUAAAGGAUGGAAGGUCCACAUGAAUGAUCAUUUUGACAAGCUUUACUGGUCUCAGAUCUGGGUUACAGCUUCAUCAUGCCACAAGUGUAACAGAGACUGGUCUGAGACUGUUCAAGUAUAUUUAGCUGUCCACGUUUCCAAAACGUUCUGCUUGCGUCUUGUUGACCUAAAGUAGAGUCCAUGUAGGGUAAUAACAAAACAUAUUUUGGGAGCCUGAGUGAUGUUAAACAUGGGUACAAGGUCCUGGUCAAGGAUGGUUGUUGGAGGCCCGUGGCUCCAGAAAUCUAGCACCAAAGUAUCCAAGGUAUUUGAGUGACAAAGCUCCACCACCCUGAAGGCUGACAUGACUCGUUAAAGAAAAUCACCCUGACAAUGGUGUUCCCGACGAGAUAGUCAGGGACUACAGAACAUUGUAAGACUGACUGGCAAACGAGAAAGUUAUACAUCAGUAAUCACCACAUUUAAGGAUCAUCAAAUAUUGUCCUACAUCAUUUUUUUAUGGUUGAUGUCUAAUUUAUUUUCUUAAAGUUGUAUUAAAAAAAUAAAAUUUAUAUGAAUGCUUAUGUCUGCUGAAGAUCAUAACUCUCUGUGUUGUUAAUAUUAUUUUGUUUUUAACUCUGUAAAGAACUUUGAGAUUCACUUUCUACCCAUAAGGCCUCAUAAAUCAACUUGCUUUGCCUAAAACAGAAA
Molecule: messenger RNA, 3252 nt
Organism: Xyrichtys novacula (pearly razorfish)
Lineage: Eukaryota; Metazoa; Chordata; Actinopteri; Labriformes; Labridae
Source: the annotation of a GenBank genome assembly